Molecule: messenger RNA, 851 nt
Organism: Cryptococcus amylolentus CBS 6039
Lineage: Eukaryota; Fungi; Basidiomycota; Tremellomycetes; Tremellales; Cryptococcaceae
Exons: 5
Coding region: 98-616 (172 amino acids)
Source: RefSeq, a predicted model, not a curated record
GGGGGAGGGUACAUAUUCUCACACAAAUCAUAUCUCGCUUUCCAUCGUAUAAUAUACCCCCCCAACACUCUUUGUAUUUCCAUCGACCAUCGCCACCAUGCAGCUCCCCACCCUCACACACCUCACCUCAUACUGGGACCACCUCGGCACCGUCUGGCAAAUCACCCUCAUCCUUUGGUCGUAUCUCCUCUACCUCACCUUUGCCACCAAAUCAUACCGCAUCCGUACCGCCUCUGCCUACCUCAUCGGAUGCUUCACCUUCCCCGUCUUGACCGUGUUUUGGGGGGCGAUGGACAGUCGAGGCUUGGCCUUGGACAGUAUCGCCGGGGAUGGGAUGAGCUUGAUCUAUGAGAACGGUGCCUAUGCCAACAUCCAACUCGCCCAACAGAACGAAACGUUCUACUCCUCUCCCGUUCCUCCCGCUAGUGCCGUCGGCGAGUCCAAGGUGUACACUCCUACACCUCUGGUCGAGCAGGUUGGCCAGGUCGUCUUUACUUGUGGCAAGAAUGUGACUUCUAUUGGAGCCUUGACACCCACUGAAUCUGCUCUUACAUUUAUCUGGCCCGAGGUUGACUGUGCACAGGAUCCAUUCAUCGGUGUGCAGCUCACUUCGUAGACUGUUCUCCUAUCUUUACAUUAUCAUAUAUCGCGCAACGAACACGGACAUUCUAUCUCGAAUAACUUCUUUCUCUAUUCUGUACAUAUACGUUUGCCAUAUAGUCUAUUUGUAUCAUGCAUUGAGAUCCGAUUCCACCUGACGCCCGGUGUUCGAGUCAAGCUGCGUGAUCUCUUCGUGGUCUGUCUAUCUCCCGGGCGCGGCAUCUACUUUACUCUGUCGCGUCUAGAUGGUG